Messenger RNA from Pseudomyrmex gracilis, 1919 nucleotides. Its product is annotated as zinc finger protein with KRAB and SCAN domains 5-like. The record is from RefSeq and is a predicted model, not a curated record. The transcript has 3 exons. Lineage: Eukaryota; Metazoa; Arthropoda; Insecta; Hymenoptera; Formicidae. Gene Ontology annotation, cellular component: nucleus. Gene Ontology annotation, biological process: regulation of transcription by RNA polymerase II. Bases 750 to 1622 code for a protein of 290 amino acids. Gene Ontology annotation, molecular function: DNA-binding transcription factor activity, RNA polymerase II-specific; RNA polymerase II cis-regulatory region sequence-specific DNA binding.
GGUCAAUCUUUCUCACUCGUUCGCACAGAGUCACGUUUUUAAAAGUUAAAAUCUCCUCGAAAAAAAAAGAAAAGGAUAAGAGAAGCAGAGACGGGAGAGACGGUAGUUUCUCUCGCGUCGCACGUAGUUUCGUCCAUUUACGCGGUGUGGUUUCGUCCACUAAAAAGUUACGCGCAGGUACGUACAGCGCAGCAGCUGAUUCGUAAAAGAUGGCCGGCACUGAUACAAACGAUACAAACGAAUGAUCGCCAUCCACGGUGCCCCGCAGUAUGGUUUGAUAUUCGCUCGGUGUACGCGUUAACCGUCGUGCGAUUAAACAGAAGGGGCGAGAAUCAGUCGGAAUUAUAGUAGUUCGAAUCGGUCUCGCGUUUAGCGGAGAUUGAGGUAAAGAGAUGAUUUAUUUUUACGCGUGCGUCUCUCCGUCGCACACAGUCCCACUCUGCGAAACAGAUUCUCUUCACGCUGAUCAAACGAUCUGUUCGAUGUGAAGUGCGACCGUGUUGACAGAAAACAACAACCAAUCGAGCGCAUUCGUCGACACUCGUUGAUAAUUCGGCGUUAUGCGAAAUAUCUUGUAUUUUCGUGUCGUGGGAAAGGGCGAGAUAAACACAGAGAAGCAACGUAGCAGGAGACAGUCCUGAGUGAGCGACACGCAUUGUGUUGAAUGUCAGGGAUUUCAUAAGAGCCGCAAGAAUCAUCGGAAAUCUGUUGUGAAACUCGCAGUAUCUCCCUCGCUCGUCGACAAUAUAAUGGCUUAUGACUCACACAAUGUGAAAUAUUCGUCGAGUACACACCCUCCUUCACACGGCAGAUCAGCCGCACUCGGUUAUGCCUACUCCGGUCAUUCUCAACAACACUUUCAACAGACCGACGAGAACAGAAAUGAGAACAACUUCUGCGGCAACAAAGAGUUAACGUCGGGACAGAUCUCGCAACAGUCGUCCGGCACCCAGACCAUACAGAAAGUUGACGCUGCAACCAUGACGGAUCCCUUGCAGAUUGAUUUCAGACUCACGUCCGAGUACUUCGCGCGCUGUUCCAGCACUCUGGGCCUACCGUACGUGACCAAAUACGAGAGCAGCGGCAAUAAUUCUAUUCACAGUUGUCAGGAGAUAAAACCGAAACUUGAGUUUGAAAUCGAGCCACAGCACAUUAAUGGUAUAUUGAUUUACCACUGUCCGGAGUGCGCAUAUAGAUUUGAGGAUCGGGAGGCGCUUCACGAGCAUCUCGAGGAUCACAAGCAGAGACCUCACACCUGCGACAUUUGUGGCGCGAGCUUGAAGCGAAAAGAACACUUGGAUCGCCACAAGCAGGGACACAACAAGGACCGGCCUUAUCAGUGCACUAUCUGUUGCAAAGCAUUCAAGCGCAACGAACAUCUGGCACGUCACAUGAUCACUCACUCGGGUAGCAAAAAUCAAGUUUGUACAGAAUGCGGCAAGGCUUUCUACAGAAAAGAUCACUUGAAGAAACAUUUGCAAAGUCACAAUAGCGGUCGUAGCAAACACUUGAACAUCACGCAGAACAACCCGAACGAUCAACAGCCGAGAGAAGGGCUAAGUAGUUUCGCUAUGAUGAUGAGACAGACCGGGCCGCCUCCGUUUUCAAUUUUGCGAACUUAGUUACCGCACUGAAUAAUUUCAACAUAUUUUUACCUCUGUCUAUGUAAGAGAGAGAUCGCGUCUCACUACUCGAAUAAUUCGACUCGAACGUAAUUUCGUACGGAGAGCUUUUGUCUAAAAUUAAUUUCGACGAAUUCUUAGCGAAAUAAUUUUUCUUUCGGAAGCAACUUGUUAAUAGUGUAAGACACGCGCGUCUCGUUGGAGGAGCAUAUCUCGUUGCUAUGUAAUUUUAAUAACAGCAAGCAAACAAAAGAUUAAUGUAGAAAAUGAAAAAAAAAAAAAAACCAGUCCAUACCA